Molecule: messenger RNA, 1224 nt
Organism: Olea europaea var. sylvestris
Lineage: Eukaryota; Viridiplantae; Streptophyta; Magnoliopsida; Lamiales; Oleaceae
Exons: 2
Coding region: 1-1224 (407 amino acids)
Source: RefSeq, a predicted model, not a curated record
AUGCUAAAUUGGCCAGGUAUUGCCAUAACAAGGAGAAAACUAAUCCUGUCUCGACAUUUUUUAUUGAGACGGAGGCCGAUAAUUGCUUCAAAUUCUUCUUUAUGGCUCUUGGACAAUGCAUUCGAGGUUUUCGAAACGCUAUGCAGCCCCUUUUCUAGUCGACAGUACAAAUCUAAAAUCCAAAUACCAAGGCAAGUUGAUUUUUGCUACAUAUCAAGAUGCAACAUUCAAAUUUACCCUCUUGCAUUCGGCAUAGUUGAUAAUGAGAAUGAUAUGUCGAUGCGUUGGUUCUUCACAAAGUUCAGGGAAGUAAUCGGAGAAGUCCAGGACCUUACAUUUGUCACCGAUCGGGGACAAUCUAUAAUAAAUAGCAUUGCUGAAGUUUUUCCUAAUGCACAUCAUGGGUAUUGCAUGUAUCAUAUACAAGGUAACUUGAAGAUCUUGUAUCGGGGCAAAGACAUCGUUUCAUUGUUUAGGAGAGUGACCAAAGCUUACAAUAUUGAAGAGUGUAAUAGAUACAUGGUUGAAAUAGGAAGCAAAUCAUUCUCGGGAUGGGACUAUCUAACGAAAAUGGGGAUUGAACAUUGGGCGCGCUCAUAUUUUUCAGGAUGUCGAUACAAUAUGAUGACGUCAAACAAUGUGGAAUCUCUCAAUGCAUUAUUUAAGAGAAAUCAAGAGUUAUCCAUUCUCGUACUGAUUGAGAAUAUCCGUACGAAGCUACAACAGUGGUUUCACAAUCGACGUGCGGGAUCACAUAAUUGCAUAAGCGUGCUAGCCCCAGCACAAAAGGUAAAGCUCUUCAAGGCUGCAGAGGCCACGAGAAAGUUAAAUGUCGAACCACUAGACGAGUCGCGCUUCUCUGUGGAAUGUCUACGUCACGCGACAUACAUGUUAGAGAGUUUUCCAUGUGAGCAUGCAGUUGCAAUGGCUAUGUAUCGAGAAUUUACAGCGAGAACAUUGUGCUCUACUUAUUACACUGCUGAAAACUGGAGAGCUGCGUAUGUUGAAACCAUAUUUUCGCUUCCAAACGAAGCCAAGUGGGAAGUUUCCGAUCAUAUUCGCCCAUUCAAUACAUUGUCGCCACCUCUCAUUGAACCACGUGGUCCUGGACAUCCAAGUACUUCUAGAAUACCAUCUACUGGAGAGUUUUCCCGACCGUGUAGGUGUAGCAGGUGCAAAUCAGUAGGAUAUACUCGUCAAUUUUGUACAAGUCAGGUUCCCUAA